UCUCCUUACAUUCUCAUCUUCUUUUCCUCACAACUCAUAUUUUCAUUGCCUCUCAAUUGAGGUAUUGAUUCAAUUAACACUAUAAUUUUUCUCAACACUCACCACUUUCUAAAGCAAAAAGAUGGCUCUUUUGGUGCUUUUCUUUGUUGGAUUACUCUAUUUAGCAUCAAGUGUCUUUGCAUCCAAUGAUGGUUGGAUUAAUGCUCAUGCUACCUUCUAUGGAGGAGGUGAUGCCUCUGGCACAAUGGGUGGAGCAUGUGGAUAUGGGAACUUGUAUAGCCAAGGGUAUGGGACUAACACAGCUGCUUUAAGCACUGCUCUAUUCAACAGUGGAUUAAGCUGUGGAGCAUGUUUUGAGAUAAAAUGUGUUAAUGACCAAAAGUGGUGUCUUCCAAAAUCAAUUGUGGUCACUGCAACAAAUUUUUGUCCUCCAAACAAUGCACUUCCAAAUAAUGCAGGUGGUUGGUGUAACCCUCCUCUUCAUCAUUUUGAUCUCUCUCAACCUGUUUUUCAACAAAUUGCUCAAUACAAAGCUGGAAUUGUACCUGUUGCUUAUAAAAGGGUCCCUUGCCAAAAGAAAGGAGGCAUUAGAUUCACAAUCAAUGGUCAUUCAUACUUCAACCUUGUACUAAUUACCAACGUUGGAGGAGCUGGUGAUGUUACAGCAGUUUCCAUUAAAGGUUCAAAAACUAAUUGGCAACCAAUGUCUAGAAAUUGGGGCCAAAAUUGGCAAAGCAACUCUAACCUUGAUGGACAAAGUCUCUCCUUCAAAGUCACUUCUAGCGACGGUCGCACCGUCAUAGCUAAUAAUGUUGUACCUGCCGGAUGGUCCUUUGGUCAAACCUUCACCGGCCUUCAAUUCUGAUCGGAUAUGAUCCAGUGCAUUAGUGCUGGUACAUUUGCACUUGAGGAUAUAAUAUAAACAAAUAAUAAUUUUGUCAUUAGGUGUGUUGGGUAGGCAAAAUUAAGGAAUUACUAUAAAUUUGUUAUACUUAGUAGUAGUAUGAUACAAUUGGGGUAUAUAAUAGAAAAAUAUCAAAUUUAAUAAUAUUGAUAUAUAGGAGUGAGUCAUUAGUGAUGAGUUUUAGAGGCAAAUGAGAAGGGCUUAUUUUAAGAUGCCCCUGUCAUUUGAAUUAUGGUAUGAGGCAUUAUAUGUUUUGCUCUCAAUUUGAAGAGGGAAGAGACAGUUUAGAUAGCAGAGGUGGAUGCUUGCUUGCAAUUUACCACCCGCUAGUUUAUUUUAUUGUAUGGUUUGUAUUAUGUAUCAACCCCAUAUUAAAAAUAAAAGUAUUAUAUUUACUUAUAAUCGAA
Medicago truncatula (barrel medic) is the source of this 1311-nucleotide messenger RNA. Its product is annotated as expansin-A15. The record is from RefSeq and is a predicted model, not a curated record. The coding region runs from base 122 to 865 and encodes 247 amino acids. The transcript is spliced from 3 exons. Lineage: Eukaryota; Viridiplantae; Streptophyta; Magnoliopsida; Fabales; Fabaceae. Gene Ontology annotation, biological process: plant-type cell wall organization. Gene Ontology annotation, cellular component: extracellular region.